Spinacia oleracea (spinach) is the source of this 4944-nucleotide messenger RNA. Its product is annotated as putative pentatricopeptide repeat-containing protein At5g08490. Bases 598 to 3183 code for a protein of 861 amino acids. The record is from RefSeq and is a predicted model, not a curated record. Gene Ontology annotation, biological process: RNA modification. NCBI's taxonomy places the organism in Eukaryota, Viridiplantae, Streptophyta, Magnoliopsida, Caryophyllales, Amaranthaceae. The transcript is spliced from 7 exons. Gene Ontology annotation, molecular function: protein binding; RNA binding.
AGGAGGUCCAUUUGGAAAUUAACAUCAUCAUUGAUAAAUCUAUCAUCCUUAUUGCUCAUUUAGUCAUUUGACAAAUUUAAGCACUAUGUACUCUAUCAAAUUAAUCCCCUCCCAUUUCAUAGUUGAACAACCUACAAACCAACUUUUUUGGACCUUACAAAAUUGAAAAAUUGAAUCUUUUUCUUUUUGAAGGUGAAACUGGGAGUCUAAUCCUCUUCCACUCCUCAUAAACCCUUUUUCAUAAUUUCAUUUUAAAAAAUCAAUCUUUAUUUUCUUUUCGCAACAUCAAACUUUUCGUGUACAAAGUUCUAGACGUGUACAACACAGAAUCUUUAAUAAAAAGUUAUUGGCUUUUCGCUUCAUGGGCAUUGUUUUAUGCAAAUAAACGAGUUGCCCACCAACUGUUUGUUGAAAGUUCUCACUAAAAAGGCAAAAGGGAUACCAUUUCUUGCAUAUUGCACCAAAUUGUGAACUGAAUUUAGUGUUCUUUGUGGAGAAGAGAGGACUUCAAAGGGCUCGAACCGAGGUUCAUGGUACAACUCCUAGGGACUUUACUAGCUGACAGUCAUAGAGUGUAUUAGAGUACAAUGCAAAUAAAUGCCAGACUUUAAAGCAUGGUGUGAGCUCAUAAGGGCUCAAUCUAUUAGUGGGAGACAUGAUGAAGUUCUAUCACUUUUCGUUUCGAAGUUACGUGCUCCAUUUGGCUAUAAACCUGAUCACCUUGUGUUGCAAACUGUUUUGAAAUCAUGUGCUAUCCUACCAUCUCUUAAUGUGGGAAGGGCUCUUCAUAGUGUUGUUGUUAAACUAGGUCAUCUUUCCUGUUUGUCUGUAUCUAAGAGACUGCUUAAUGUGUAUGCCAAAGGUAAAGCCUUUAAUGACUGUAAGAAACUGUUUGAUCAGAUGCCAAAAUAUGAUACUGUUGUUUGGAACAUUGUAUUGGCUGGGUUAGCUGGGUCCCGCGUCCACGACCAGGAAGUGAUGAGACUAGUACAUAGUAUGCACACUUGCCAGGAAACUGAACUGAGCCCUGUAAGUAUUGCUAUCAUUCUUCCUGUUUGUGCCCGCUUGAGGAGUUUGAAUGCUGGUAAGAGCAUACAUUCUUGUGCUAUAAAAUCUGGAUUGGCAUCCGAAACACUUGUGGGAAAUUCACUUGUUUCAAUGUACGCGAAAUGUGGGCUGGUCCAUGAUUGUGCAUAUGCAUCUUUUUGUGAGAUUAAUGAUAAAGAUGUGAUCUCAUGGAAUGCACUAAUUGCAGGUUUUUCUGAGAGUGGGUUUUGUAAUGAUGCUUAUGUGUUUUUUAGACAUAUGUUGUUGGGGCCUGUGGCACCAAACUACGCCACUCUAGCAAGUAUUCUACCUGUAUGUGCUACUUUAGAUAGAGAUAUUGCUCACAAUUUGGGGAGAGAGUUACAUGCUUAUGCUCUUAGACAUAGCGAGCUGCAAAAGGAUGUUUUUGUUGUCAAUGCUCUUAUGAGCUUUUACUUGAGGAUGGGUGUGUUGGAAGGUGCAGAAGCAUUGUUUGCUGGUAUGACAUCAAGGGAUCUUGUUUCAUGGAAUGUUAUUAUUGCUGGUUACGCCUCAAACAAUGUGUAUUCUAAAGCCGUCCACUUGUUUCACAAUCUAGUUUCAGAGAAAAUGCUGAAGCCAAACUCUGUUACUCUUAUUUCUGUCCUCCCUGCUUGUGGCCAUCUGCAAAAUGUGCAGAUGGUUAAGCAGAUUCAUGGAUAUAUUUUUCAAUUUCCAGCUUUAUAUGCUGACACAGCAGUUAAUAACGCGCUGAUUAGUUCAUAUGCUAAAUGUGGCGACUUAGAUUCAUCUUUUAGGACAUUUAGGAUCAUUUCUCAGAAGGACCUGAUCUCCUGGAACUCAAUGCUUGAUGCUUUUGCUGAGAGUGGAUGGGAAUCACGGUUGGUUAAUCUUUUACACCAGAUGUUUGAAGAGGAUUUUGGACCAGAUUCCAUCACUAUAUUAACCUUGAUUCGGUUUUAUGGAAGUGUUUCAAGACUAUAUAAGAUUAGAGAAGUUCACGGUUACUUACUAAGGGCAUGUCUUUGUCAAAACACGACUCAACCUACACUAGGUAAUGCUUUACUUGAUGCCUAUGCUAAAUGUGGUUAUAUGGAUUAUGCUCGCAAGAUUUCUGGAAUACUAUUGAGUGAAGGGAGGCUGAAGUGGGAUGCAGCAAAACCAGGAUCUGUGAGUUUUGAGUGUGUGUCUCAAAAUGAUCUUAUGACAUCGAAUUUGUUGAUCCGAGCUUAUGUGGAGAACAAUUGCCUGGAACAGGCUGUUGCUCUGUUGUCUGAGUUACAAGUUAAAGGUGUGAAACCUGAUGCUACAACCAUUAUGAGUAUUCUACCCAUGUGUGCUAAAAUGGCUUCAGCACAUUUGCUGAGGCAGUGCCAUGGAUACAUGAUCCGAGCUCGUAUUGAUGAUGUUCAAUUGGGAGGAACAAUGAUAGAUUUAUACUCAAAAUGUGGCAGUUUAAGCUUAGCUAAUAAACUUUUUUGGUCAAGUUCCCAUAAGGACCUAGUCAUGAUAACGGCUCUAAUUGGUGGGUAUGCCAUGCACGGUUUGGGAAAAGAAGCACUUGUGUUGUUCAGUCACAUGCUUGUGUUAGGUAUGAAGCCAGAUCAUAUAGCUCUCACAGCUAUCUUGUCAGCCUGCAGUCAUGCUGGACUUGUUGAUGAGGGGUUGAAGAUUUUUCAUUCAAUAGAGAAGGUUUAUGGAGUGAAACCUACCAUGGAGCAAUAUGGUUGCGUUGUGGAUCUUCUUGCUCGACGAGGUAAAAUUAAGGAUGCGUAUACUUUUGUCACUGAGAUGCCUGUAAAAGCGAAUGCAAAUAUAUGGAGCAUAUUGCUUGGUGCAUGCAGGACCUAUGAUGAGGUGGAACUGAGUCAGAUUGUUGCUGAUCAACUUUUUAGUACAGAAGAUAGUGAUAUUGGGAGUUAUGUGGCAAUGUCAAAUCUUCAUGCUGCAGAUGAAAAGUGGGACGGGGUGUUGAAGAUCAGAAAACUGAUGAAGACUAGAGAUUUGAAGAAGCCUGCUGGAUGUAGUUGGAUUGAAGUUGAUAGAAGGAGAAGAAUAUUUGUAUAUGGUGAAUCUUCCCAUCUAGAGACAGAUGCAAUCUACAGCACAUUGUUGGCCUUGGAUAAAAAAGUUAAUGAGCCACUCAUUAUUGGAUAAUUGACGGUAGGGAUUAGUGAAUAGGGAGACAAAUUUCAAUCAAAUUUAUUAGCUUGGGUCAUCAAGGCUGCAUGCUGAUUGUUUGCAAAUUUAUGGAUGUGAGGUGAGUAGAAUAAGCUAGCUCACACAUGAUACACUUAUAAGGAUUUUAUAAAAGUGAUUAGCUACUUCUGAUGUUAGUUACUUCUGAUGACUUGCAAUGCAACAAGAAGUUAGAUGUCUUGGUUAAAUUUUUUGUUAUAUGUGCUGAUACUUGAUUGUUGCUGAGACUUGUGAAUCUACAUGUUACGAAAGUACUUUGUUUUCCUUCUUUCUGAAGCCAAUCUUUAGAAAAAAAAAUCCGGGGGAAGGAGGGAUGGCUUGUUAAGGUAAUCCUGGCCUCUGCUGAUCCAUAAAAAAACACCAAUAAUGAGAUCUUUUUCCUGGAAUGUGUCCUUUGUUUCCAUACAAUUUGUUGGAGGUGAGAAUGAAGCUGUGGUUUUUGGAGCUCGAUUCUGCCUAGUGAAAAGGAACAAAUAAGUUCCCUUUCAUCUUCAGACCCUUCUGUCACGGUCCUGUCUUACUCUCUAUCCUAGUCUCCUAGGUUCCCAGUGUGGUGCCUGAUAAAGAGGAAUAGCUUAUAUGGCUGAUGUUUGAAGACAAUGGUCAACUGAAGCCCACAGCCGUGUAUAAAAGGUCAUUAUUGAUGAUAUGUUCUGUGGUAAAGUUUUAAAAACUCAGUUUGUUUGUGCAAAAAAUCCAUUGGAUACACAUGCCCUGGUGGCCUAUUCAGAAGCUGCUGGUUCACCUCUGCUGCUACCUCUUUCAGCUAAAGAUAAGCUUGAGAAAAUCUUGGUUGGGGUAGUCAUUGGGCUUUUUUGCCGAACUCUGUUCCCUGACGAAGAGGGUGAGAAUCUAUGCUCCUGAAAAUGUUGCUGUCCAUGCUUUAUAUUCAAAGCUGUUACUUCAUGUACUGCUGCUGCUGCUGCUGCUGCUGCAUCUGAUGAGCCUGUAAGGCGUUGGACAACGUCCUUGAAAGUCGUGGUGUCGGCUUGUACAAACGUUGUUAAUGCUUUCGGCUCAUUCACAGUCUUUUUUCCUGACAUCUCCAUUUCUGUGACGAAAUGCAGAGAAGUUUCGAGCCUAGCAACCCCGGUUUCUGCAACAAGUUCAGUAUUGAUCGUACCUUGAUAACAAAACCCGGGGAACUAGGAAGGCGGUGUACGUUAUGCCUGCAUUCGUUUCCUCGAAAAGGCGAGAACGAGAGCGAGGAGGAAGAAGGAAGAAGACAGAGAGAGAGAAAAAAAGGAGAGAUGGAAGAGGAAGGGAAGCAAUAGAGACGUUAAGAAUUCAUAUUACAACUCAAGAAGGCAGUUGAGACAAAGCAAAAUGCAACCGCAAAGCAAUCGAACUAUUUGCUGUGCCCACAUCACAUGAAUGAAACUAUGAAAGGGAAGCUUUUUUUCUGUUUUUUUUUGUUGGAUGUUUUAACCAAAGUUAUCUUGAUGAAUGGUUGCACUAAUCCAAUAGUGCAACUCCUUCACAAGUAAACAACAACAACCCCUAAAAAAUGGGGGAGUUUUGGAACUACAAUAUUUUUUCCGUACGAAAUAGUUUUAUUUAUAUUAGUGGGAUUCUGAAAGGUAAUUGGUUGCGCCACAUAGGGUGUUGUUGUGUACUAUGUGUCUUUGUGUAGUAAUUACAAGGAUAUUCUUGGCGGGCGUCAAUGAAGUUUGUCAUUUUCUUUUAUAUAAUGGUGGAAUACUGAAAGGUAAUUGGUUA